CGUCCCGGGGAGGCGCACUCCGGGACAGACGGGGCAGACGUGGCCACAACGCGCCACCAAACACCAAAACAAACCACUUUCUCUGGCACAGCGCGGCAGAAGAAGACGUGGACUGCGCAGUUUGGAGUUCGUGAAAAAUGCGCAACUGGAAUCCCAACUUCCACAACUUUUACGCAUGAGAUCUGUGGGUAAAGAUGAGUGAGGAGGCGUUCGAGGUCUCUGGGAGAAACGAGUACCGGUACCUGGUCCAGGACGAGGAGGAGGAGGUGCAGUACGCGCGGCACCGGCAGUACAUCAGCCCCCUGGUGGUCCUGUCGCGCCGCUGCAUCGCUCUCAUUGUGGUGGGAGUUCUCGCUUUACUCUUUCUGGCCACGUACCUGGGAUAUGUGGCCAAAACUCUGCCCCCUGGAGCCGCUCAAGUCAGCACCCCCUGUGGGACGUACAAGGGACUGCACAAACAUGGAGCAUACUCGUUCAAAGGCCUGAGGUAUGCGGCGCCCCCUGUUGGCCCCCUGCGGUGGGCUCCCCCUGUGGCCGCAGAGUGUAAGAGCGACUCGGUGCACGACGCCACGCGCUUCGGCAGCGUCUGCGCUCAGGUCCGGCCUCUGUCCAGCUCCGGCUCGGUGCUGGGACACGAGGACUGUCUCUUCCUGAACGUGUGGACCCCGUCGCUGGCGCCGCCCGCCCCGCUGCCCGUGCUGGUGUGGAUCCACGGCGGGUACCUGCACAUGCUGAGCGGGGGCGAGGCCGGGUACUCCCCCUCGGAGCGGCUGGCGGCGGAGACGGGCCUGGUCUACGUCAGCCUCAACUACAGACUCAACGCCUUCGGGUUCAUGGCCCUGGAGACGCUCAGGGACGGAAAGACCAACAGCUCAGGGAACUACGGCUUCAUGGACCAGAUCUUGGCUCUGCAGUGGGUCCAGAAGAACAUCCACCUGUUUGGAGGAGACGCGUCUCAAGUCACGAUCAUGGGACAGAGCUCAGGCGGCACUUCGGUCUGGACCCUGAUGACGUCUCCGUUGGCCAAAGGUCUUUUCCGAGCCGCCGUGGACAUGAGCGGCUCGUUCGUGUACAAAGCCACGCUCCCCGAAGCCGAGAGGGACAACCUGGUCUUCCUCAACAGGACGGGCUGCGAGGACGCCCCCUGUCUGCGGCGCCUGUCAGUGCGGCAGGUGCUCCAGGCCGUCCCGUGGCAGGAGUACCCGUUCUGGGCGUACGACGACGGGACGGAGCUGCCGACCCGGGGCCUGCUGCCCGGAGCCGUGGCGGUGGUGGACGGGCACGUGCUGCCCGACGCGCCGCUCUCUCUGUGGGCGCGGGGGGGGCGGGGCUACAGCGACGUGCCGUUUGUGAUCGGCACCACGGAGCAGGAGGUCGACUUCUACCCCCCCUCGCCGAACAUCUCCCUCUGGACGUGGGGGGACUACCGCUGGUUUGUGACGCAAAAACUCUCCACCUUCAACGAGUCUCUGCCUCGUCUGGCGCUGGAGCAGUACUCGCCCUCUGCCCCCUGCCCCACCCGAGACCGCUGCCCCGAGAGAGCCUACACCACCAUGACCUCCGACAUCCGAGUCACCUGCCCCAACCACGAGCUGGCCCGGAGAGCAACCGCUGCUCUGAACAGCCCGGUGUACCGCUACGUGCUGACCCACACCCCCUCCAGAGCCAUCUCCCCCUCCCCUCCUCUGCUCCUGUUCCCCAGCCGCUUCUCCUUCCACACCCUGGACUCCGUGGCCUUCUUCAGGGGUCUGGAGCCUCUGCUGGGGUCUCCUCUGCUCCAGGACGACCAGCGCUUCCAAGACCUCAUCACCCACCACCUCGUCUACUUCAUCAAACAAGGUAAAAUGGAGGCGUCGUGGUCUGAGUUUCCGUCCGUGGCUCUGAUCUCUGACAACUUCACUGUGGUUGCGUCCGACGAUCCUGUGGUGACGCGCUGUAAACUCUGGGAUGAGAACGGAUUUUUGGAAUACGCCUGGAUCAACUGAGACUAACUGGAACCAACCCAGACUCAACUGAUCCUGAUUCAACUGACCCUGACAAAUGACCACAACUCGACUAAACCCAACUCA
Boleophthalmus pectinirostris (great blue-spotted mudskipper) is the source of this 2069-nucleotide messenger RNA. Its product is annotated as para-nitrobenzyl esterase. Lineage: Eukaryota; Metazoa; Chordata; Actinopteri; Gobiiformes; Gobiidae. The record is from RefSeq and is a predicted model, not a curated record.